AUGGACAAGUCUUGGAUUUCAAAAGAUAGGGAUUCUUUAGAAUAUGAAGUGGGGGUUGAAUCUUUCUUGAUAUUUGCUGAAGAAAAUGCUAAGAAUCGUAAUAAAAACCCUUGCCCCUGUGCACGUUGUGGGAAUUUUAAGAAGCAUUCUGUUGAAAUAAUUAGAGGUCAUUUAUAUGAAAAAGGAUUUAGUUUGGGGUAUGUUGAUUGGAUAUGGCACGGAGAAAAGUGUCCAACUAGAGAGUCAGCACCAAAGUCUUCUUUUGGUAGUAAUUCAGUCGAAAUUCCUACAUCCGAAAAUGUUGACAUAUGUGAAGCAGCGUAUGAGAGGAGUGAAUAUAUUGAUGAUUCGGGUGAGUUUAGUAGGUUUGUCGCUGAUGCAGAACAACCGUUAUACGAGGGUAGCGACAACAGCAAAUUAGAGUCGAUGUUGAAAUUACAUAAUUGGAAAUCUAGGUUUGGCAUAAGCGAUAGUGCCUUCACCGAUCUUCUUUCUUCUGUAGGGUCUUUACUGCCUAAAGACCAUGUGUUACCCGAGAAUGCGUAUGAAGCAAAAAAAACCCUAACUGAUUUAGGACUUGAGUAUAUUAAGUUUCACGCGUGUCUAAAUGAUUGUAUACUGUACAGGGGUUUAAAUAUUGAUGCGUCGGAGUGCCCCAAGUGCCAUCUGUCUCGUUGGAAGGUUGGAAAGGACGGUAAACCUAGGAUUAAUGUUCCAGCCAAUGUAAUGUGGUAUUUUCCGAUAAUUCCUCGAUUUAAACGGAUGUUUAAAUCUCCUGCCACAGCUGAAAUUAUGAGUUGGCAUUCGAACAAGCGAAUUCAAGAUGGCCAAAUGCGUCAUCCAGCCGACUCUCCUUCUUGGAGGAAUAUUGACUAUAGGUGGCCUGAAUUUGGUAGUGAGUCGAGAAACAUUCGCUUAGCAUUAGCUGCUGAUGAAAUAAACCCGCACAACAAUGGCCUUACCAAUAGGUACACUUGA
Messenger RNA from Daucus carota subsp. sativus, 978 nucleotides. RefSeq lists its product as uncharacterized. The record is from RefSeq and is a predicted model, not a curated record. Lineage: Eukaryota; Viridiplantae; Streptophyta; Magnoliopsida; Apiales; Apiaceae. The transcript has a single exon. Bases 1 to 978 code for a protein of 325 amino acids.